AUGAGACCAGGAAGAAGGCCGGCGAGACCAGAACACCACACGUUGCCCAUAGACUGUGACGAACCCGGCACCCCGCCCAAGUCCCUCGGCCAGAAACUCACUGGCAAGCAGGAAGAGCAGCUGGAGAGCUCGGUCCGGCAACUGGCAGAGAAGAUAGUGGUGGCCCAAUGGAAGGCCAAGAAGAAGAAGGAGGAGGAGGAAGCGGCCGCGGCCAAGGCCGCCCAAGGAACGUGGGUUGACGAUAUGGGUGUGGACUAA
Messenger RNA from Neurospora hispaniola, 258 nucleotides. RefSeq lists its product as uncharacterized. The coding region runs from base 1 to 258 and encodes 85 amino acids. NCBI's taxonomy places the organism in Eukaryota, Fungi, Ascomycota, Sordariomycetes, Sordariales, Sordariaceae. The record is from RefSeq and is a predicted model, not a curated record. The transcript is spliced from 2 exons.